This is a messenger RNA of Oncorhynchus nerka (sockeye salmon), 7182 nucleotides long. RefSeq lists its product as uncharacterized. The record is from RefSeq and is a predicted model, not a curated record. The coding region runs from base 213 to 2318 and encodes 701 amino acids. The transcript is spliced from 11 exons. Lineage: Eukaryota; Metazoa; Chordata; Actinopteri; Salmoniformes; Salmonidae.
CGACAUAUUCUGAGCAUCUUCCAAAUGUUCAGCCCCAGUCGUCAAGUGCUGCUCUUGGGGGGCGCGAUUGAGAGGGAGGGUGACACCAAGAACGGAGAGAAAUACAUGCAUCAAUAGGCUAGGCUACAUAUUUCUCCUCCUACAAACACAUAACGUUGCCUACUCUGUCAAUACGGAGGAGGUAGUGUGAAUUUAAAGAGCCAGGAGAUCUGAUGAAGAUGAAGACAGUCAGUGUGGCGGUGGUGCUGACCUUGCUGCUCUGCUCAGCUCUGUCGGCCCCUUUGAAAGGUAAAGAAGACUCCCAGAAGACCAUGUUCUUUGGGGAGGACUUCCAUCUACAGCUGCCCUCCCUGGCUGCAGAGGUUUUGUUCCAGCCCAGUAGUGCCAAGGCGGGGGUUGAGGUGGUCCUGAUGCGGGGUGGGUCCGUGGUCGGUAACCGUGCCAAGCUCAACAGUCAGCUCAGUCACCUGAUCCUAGCGAACGUGGGCGAGGGGGACGAGGGGACGUACUCGGUGAAGAACAACGAACAGCCAGAAGAGGUCCGACGCAUCACACUCAUCGUCAGAGACUGUUCCAACGAGCAGAACAUUAAGUAUGGGGAGAACUACCACAUCCAGCUGGCAGGGGUGGAGGCUCCCAUCACCCUGGAGUAUAGGCCCAGUGCUGUGGAGGCCAACCUGACUUCCAGGCCGCCCCUGGUGCUGAUGACCCGAGGAGGGCUCUCCAGAGACGGGUACCAGGGGCGCCUGAGUGUCAACGAGCGCCGGGUCACCCUCAACGCCGUGACAGGCGCCGAUGAGGGAAGCUACACCGUCAGAGACACGAACCUGAAGAUCAUGAGGAAGGUCUGCCUAAAUGUCAAAGAACACCAGAACUUUGUGAAGCUGCCGUACGCUGGCACCCUGAAGAUCAACCUGAUUCUGAAUGCCUCCAUGGUGCGUCUGUUCUACACGCCCGACUACGACUUAAAAACCAGACAGAUCCUGGACGGGGGAGAGUUAACGGUGCCAGCAGACCUGGAUCUGGUGGGGCGGAUCUCUCUGGAUCCGUCUGUGGUCAUCCUGGACCAGGUCAAGGCCAGCGACGUCGGACAGUUCAAGGUCACGGACAUACUGGGGUUUCCUGUGUCCAACGUCUACCUGGAAGUGGAGGCCUACAAGCUGCCGUCCCUCUACGUGGCAAUCAUAGCACUGGUGGGCUUCCUGGUUCUCCUGCUGUUGGUGUGUCUGCUGUCCUGCCUGGUCAAGCAGAAGAAGAGGGCAGCCAAGGCCCGAGCCAUCGAGAAGAUUGCCCAAAACGCAGGCAAGGAGGACGAGGGAGAUGCCUUCAGACAGGUGGUGAAGAACAUUACUCAGUUUGAGGAGUCUAUAGCCCAGUCCAUCGACAUCACAGAGAAGUCUCAGAGCACUGAGGUGGACAUUAAAGGUCUGGAGGUGUCGUCCAAGGAGGUGGCAGGUGGUAACCUGGAGACCAGCGACUCAGGGGUGGAGUUUAACACCACUGGCCUCCCAUUGGACACUGACACUGACGUCCCCGACCAGAUUCCAGAAUCAGAGGCUGAGACUGAGAGUGUUACCUUCGUCCCAGAAACCAAGCCAAGCCCACCCCCGGUUACCAAACCUAGCCCGGUUCCCGAGAUCAAAAAAAUUCCUGAACCAGCUCCUGAACCAAAGUUGACCAUAACCAAACCCGUUGAGACCAAACUCAGCCCAAUCCCAAGCCCGGUCUCCAAGCAGGCUCCAAGCCCCAUUGCCAAAACACCUGAUCCAGCCAAAACUCCUGAAUUGAAAACUCCUGAUUUCAAAACUCCUGAUCCGAAAAUACCUGAAUUGAAAACACCUGAACCAACCAAAACUCCCGAUUUUAAAACUCCUGAACCGAAAACACCUGAAUUGAAAACACCUGAACCAGCCAAAACACCUAUUGCUGUGUCUCCAAGCCCGGUGUCCUCUAAGCCAACCCCACCCUUGACCCCUGUCUCCAAACUAACUGCACCCCAACCAUCAACCCCUGAACCCCCCAAGCUGGUGACACCAACCCCAGAAUCCCCCAAGCCUGUGACACCAAUCCAGACUCCGACCCCAACCCCAAUGCUGAGCCCUGAACCUGCUCCGACCACCAAUGGCACACCCGAACCACCAGCACCUGAAUCCAAACCUGACACUGCUCCGGCCCCAGUGGGUCUGAUUGAAAGCCCUGUCGCCAAGGCAACCCCUCCUAAAACCCCUGAAGUGGAGGUGACCGCCCCAAGUAGUCCAGCCCUUGAGGCCAAAAUGGACACCCCAGCUGAGGACAACACCGCCACCACCGCAACCUGAGAACAGUCCUUGCACUCCUCCAAGGGAAACCCCACAGACCCAUUAUCCUUUCCUUCUCCACCACUGUAGACAGACAAUCGAACACCCCCCUUACCAAAUAAGGAAGAAAUCACUGCUACUAUCGAGGCUGGGACUUCGAUUUAACACUUCUAAUGCUUGAACAUGCUGUAGGUUGUUAUGAUAGCUAACUCACCUGUACCUAACACUAACAUUAUCUUUGAGAUACUUUUUUCAAUUCACAGAUACUUUUCACAAGAUAGGAAAUAUAAGCAAGCAAGUUCAUUUUGUCAGACGUUUUAGCUGUUGUUGUUUCUUUUUGAACUUUCUAUGCUGCAUACUCUUUUUUAGUGUGUAAACUAGAGCAUGACUGCCGGUCUGCCAACAAAAACAGUUGCAGAGUUUACAAGUAAAAUGUUAAACCUAGCUUCUUUAGAUAUAUUUGACGUUCAGAGGUGUGCAGAAUGGUUCCACACCCUUUUACAUAGAUAUAGGAACAAAUAAAUGGCAAGUGAACAUUACUCAAUCUAGUUCAACUACAUAUAUGACCGCCUACUCCAUUUGUGGAAUGAUAAAACCUUUGAUGAUGCCUGCUCUAAUCUCAGCAUGUGGAAAAACAGACCAAAACGAAAGCACAAACAGCUCGUAAAUUUGCAACUGACAUUUUUUAUCUCAUAUGAUGAAACCAAUGACAUGAUUUAUGAUUUAUCCCCCCCAAGGACUUAUAAAAGUGACUAUGACAUAACGUUCUCGUCAAACUGGAUGAAUUUAAAUCACCUUUCUAUCAAACUGGACUGGAUUCCUUCUCCUUGUGACAUUCUCUAGUAGUUUUCCUGAAACCUGGGAAUCCGGGAAUCUGGAAAUGUUCCUGCUGGUCCUCUGCCGUCCUAUAGAAACAUCUAGAAUGCUUGAAUGAUAAAACAUCCUGAUACAAAGGAUCCCCAGCAACACUAACACCUGAAUGCUAAACUCUAACAUCAAUUCCUUCUGCUAAACUAAGUCUAACUUUUGUUUAAAAUGGAUGUCUCGUGUGAUUGCGCUCCCAACUACGUGAGAGACUGUAUUGGUUAUAAGGUGUUGGCCAACUCUGACUGUCCCAGUGGAUCUCUAGAAUCAGUUUAAUCCAAGAGAAAGAGCUUGUUUUGAUCCUUGACCUCACCCCAGGACCUGAAGACCCCAAGGACACACCUCAGCACUUUAAGCAAUCCCCAGUGAAUCUUGGGGAAUGUAGUGCUGAUUGUUAUUGUGCUGACUACAACUAUGAGAGUGGGAGAGGGAGAGGAGGAGGGGUCUGGUGAGUGAUGUCAUUGGCUUAGUCCUAACAUUUAAAAAAGGAAUCCUCCCUUCUCUAUGUCCUUCUUUACUUCUGUCUUUCCUUCUGUACUCCCUCUUUUCCUUCCUCUCUUGUUUGCAGCAGGUGGUGAAGUACAGUAUUAUGGCAUGGUUUCAUCUGGCCGAUAGAUGUAGUUUUACUGUUGGUCCUGCCCUCUUGACUUCUCAUUUAUAGAUUAUGGGUCAGCCUUUAUACCCCAUGAUGACUUAUAAAAGUACAGUAUGAAAGUAUAGUCUUCCCUGAGAUAAUAGAACAGACCCAUGUCAGACUAUUCCUUGCCUACACACAUCUACAUGCAUUACAGUCAUCUAUGAACUACAUACUGGAGGCCAACUGUAGAUGUGUUCCACGGCUCUGAUGCCUAGUAUGGUGAUCUCACAGUACAGUAGACAUGUAGUUCUGGUUAUUUGCUCCAGCCUAAAACAGACACUUCACAAAUGAACCCACUAGCAUCCAUCCACAGCACUGGAUAUGAUGUCAAGGCAUGGGUUGAUGUGUUCUAAUAGCCUACCCUAUUGCCAUUGGUCUCUCUGACUGCCCUAAAAAGGCCCUGCGAGAACUUCACUAACUAUUAACUCACUGUGCCACCAUCUCCAGGACUGUGCCAUGACGCCAUCUGUCUUUAGUUGCUUGAAGCUAUGUUGCUCUAGCCUAGAUUUACAGUGCAAUAAGACUUUGCUGGUGGUUAAAACUCCUGUAGCCGCUAUGUGUUACAAGAGGAGGUGAGCAGAUACAUUUUGCUUAACAAAAGACAUCUCUACCUCAGUGUUUUAACUGACCGCCUUGACAAACACCAUGAAUGGUACAUUGAGUUCAGUGGACUACAUCUAAAAGCAUUUAGGAUUUUUAACAAGAGAAGCACAAAUAGGAGCCGUGUUAAGUUCACCAACACAUCAAUCAGUUGUUGGAACACAUAGAAAAUACAUCCAUCUUCAAAACGAUGGCCUUUCUCUUUCUAAACACUUCCACAAUUCUAAGACGUUUUUUAAUGCUAAAAUGAAUAUGAGAGUAAUAUGAAAGUUAAAAGCCAUAUGGUAAGAUAGAGAUAUAGAUGUUGAUAAGUACAGUAUAUGAAUCAUGAUGAAUACAGUAUGAAUACAUUAGUGUUUGAGGGGCCUAAAUGAUUUGCUAUAUUGUCAUUCAACUGAUGUAAGUGAUGAAAUGUCAAGGAUUAUGUAAAAUUAUACCACUGAAGAGAUUUGGCUCCAAUCUCAAUCACGAUCUCAAUCUCGAUCUCGAUCUCGAUCUCGACCGCAAUGCUCGUUAAGCUCUGUUGUGUGGAGCCGUAACACCCAUUUAGGCAAUACUAAAAGCAGUGUUUAUCUGUUUCUACACACACACACACACACACACACACACACACACACACAACAAACACUCGCUUAUGACCCUGCUGACGAGGUUCAGCAUUGUAAAUAUUGCAUGUGUAAGGUUUUAAAAGUCUCCUCUCAAAGGUUGAAUGUGUUUAGUGUAUAGAAUGGUCGUUGUAUUAUACUUGAUGAUAUAAAAAAGCUAAUCUAAUUUCUCACCUGUGCAAAGCCUACAUGCUGAUUAUUGAAUAUACUGUAUACAUACAAACUAAUCUUCACUAACUUAUAAAAUACAACUUGAACAACUGAAAAUCGGAAACAUAACUGAAUAAGUAAAUAUUUUUCCGUGUCACGGAUCUUCGAAUAGAUCUCUAAAAUAUUUUGAUUGGAUUAACUUUUAUUAGUACUAUUUCAACCCUAUGAUGAUAACACUCACAGUAUAACACCCUUACAUAACUUAUAUAUAUAUAUAUAUAUUUAAAAAAUACAGAAUGAUCUAUGUCACUUUAAAGAUAAAGACGUUUAAUUGCAGCAUGUCCACAUGAUCUCCUCAAAGACAGUAUUAUUAUUAUUCAUAUUUUUCUGCUUUUAUAAAAGCUGUCUGUGUGUGUGUGUGGAGGAUUGAUCAGUCAUAGUGUUAUCUUCAUCCUAACGUGUGUGUGUGUGUGUGUGUGUGUGUGUGUGUGUGUGUGUGUGUGUGUGUGUGUGAUUGUACCUGUGUGUGUGAUCGUACCUGUGUGUGUGUGUUGUGCGUGCCCGUGUUGUGUGCAUGCGUGCGUGACACAUCAUUUUGUAUCUGUGUCUAGGUAUAAGCCUCUAGCCUAUGUGUGUGCAAUGAAAAGAAAAUCACAACUUCAGCUGUAUGUCGACUUCACAUAUCCUUGCUUAGAAAUGAUUGUCCUCAAUGAUCUGCUUAUCAUCUGACAUUUGUUUAGAAACCGGUCUGUGUUUGUCCAGAGUCAGUAUGUGGUUAACAUCACACAAACCUGCACCUCUGAGGUGCUCUACACGGGAUGACUUUCAUCUUUGAUUUAGUGCCUCAAAUAUGAAAUCAAAUAUUCAAUGGCUAGUCAGCCUAUAUUCUAUAAAUACACUCCAAGAGGCACCGUUUGGUUUAUAUGAUGUAACGGUGGUCUCAGGCUAAACCGCGGUAAAGUACUAUGUGCAGACCUGACUACCUUAUAGGUCUACUGUACUGUAUAUAUAGACACAACACAGUCAGGAGAUACAGAAUAUUGUAGUCAGGACAGGAAGUGUUUCAUAUAAAGCACUCAGACACUCAGUCAUGAUUGGAAGAGUGAUAAAUGACCUAGUUGCUUGCCAUUUGGUUGUCAGGGUUUAUUUGAAUGUGCAUUAGCAUGAGAUGGAUAACAUCAUGUUGAAGUGUAUUGUGUAACUUGGUGAGACAGUAACUGCUGUUCAUCUUGGGAAUUCAGUGGCACUAUUUGUAUGUAAACAGCAGGUUGAAUUCAAAAACAGUAUUUGAGAUCGAGCCCUUCUGAAGUGGAACUGAGAUGUGCAUGUGGAUGAAUUUGACAUGUUUUAUACCACUACUGCAUUAUAGCGCUUCCCAAAAGAGGGGGUAAUGUAACAAACCUACCCUAUUUGGGAUGGUUGGUUAGUGUCUGGGUCUUGGAACCAGAAGGUUGUGGGUUCAAUUCCCUCCCUGGCUGGGACAGACCCCCCCAAAUUUACACCAGUGUUCUCAUUGGCGUUCCUUGCACUAUGUGAGUGAUCUCUCUCUGCCCUGAUUCUGAUUCUGUCUGUUUACUCCUUCUGCUGUGAUGGAGUGUGUAGCGCUCUGUAGUCUGUUGAUCUCCCUCCUCCCUUUUUUCACAACACGACACACAGGCGUUUUGUAAAGGAAAGGUGUUAUUUUCUUUAUUUCAUGUCUAAAAAAAACAUAACGAAGAAUAAACAAAAGAUUAUGAGAAAAAAAAUCUAGUGUGCUUUCCUUGUCAUUGAUUCUGUACUUUUCCAAAGCUUUGAAUUUGUCCUAAUGUUAUUCGGGUAGGCAGGCAGGCCAUAACGUGUGUGCACUUAGAUUUUACGAUCUCAUUUCGUGGAGCACUUUUCUCCUAGCUGUCUAUCUGGCACACCGUGCAUAGUGUAAGAUAUCAUACUAAUGGCUGCGCUCACUGAGGAAGCCUUGGUCUCUGUAAAUGUGACGGUGUUGUCAUGCUACCUUACGUCAGUCAUCUUACUCAAUGUCACACACAUUUAG